AUGGCUGAUGAUGACGAACUCUUCAUCAUUACUCACACAGUUGAAGAUAAUAAUCCAACAAAUUUAGUAGAUCCAGCCUUACAAUUGCCCCAUCAUAUUCUCCAUUACAUAUUUUCCUAUCUUAGUUUUCAUGACCUGCUUCAUGUACGCCUUGUUAACAAAAAUUGGUAUCUUAACACACCAUCACACUUCAAUUUCCACUUUAAUGAAUCUCUUUUCCGUAAAAGAGAUCCAACUUCUUACUCACUUACCGACUUCUGGGAUUCAAUCCGUUCUUCUAUCGACUCUUCUAAAAAGAAGUUAAUCAAUGUUGAGAAAAGAGUAUUGCACGUUGAGUUUAUCAAUGGCGAAUACACCCGCGAUAUAAUGAAAUUGUUGGAGGAAAACAAUUUCCAUGAGGUUUAUUUGAAAAUGUUUUACGACCAUUUGCCCUAUAUUUUUCAGUCUAAAUGUCUUACUAUUCUACAUUUAACUAACUGUGUAAUUGAUGACCAAGAUGUGUUAUGUGAUGAAGUAACAAUUCCCUCUUUGCAAGAGUUGAAAUUGGAAGACGUUACUUUAUCUGAAGAAAUACUAUCUAAGUUUAUUAGUAAGUUCCCUAAUAUUAGAGAAUUGAGUUUUGUCAAACGUUGGGGGAUAAGCUUUAUAGUAUUAACUAACUUACCUUGUUUGGAGAAGUUUUAUGUGAACAUUAGUGAUUCAUCUUCUUUUACAAACAUACAAGUUAUUGCUCCGAGGUUACAAGUCUUCCAUUUCAUUUUACGGAAUCGGGAUCUUGAAAUCGAAGACGUUGUUGUUACCAUGGAUAUUCGUGCUUGCAAAAUGUUGCGGGAAUUUCAUUUAAAUUGUUCAAAAUUUCCUAAUGGUCUUGAUCCUGAAAAUUUCUGUUCAGAUUUUCCUCAUCUUGAAACUUUGUUACUUGGCCCUUGUCAAACAGAGAAGCCUAUCAAAACUUCGGGUUCAUCACUCAGAAAAUGGAUCUUAUCCAUCCCACAGGUAUAUGAAUGGACAAGAAAAAGUGUAGUUUCAUCUCCAAAUUUGUCUUGUUUCAAUUAUAAGGGUACAACAUUUCAACCAUAUUUAGCUCCUUCAAAACUUUUAGAGACCAACUAUAAUAUUGUAUUGGUUCCUAAAAUUAAUAAGAUCAUGAAAAGAGCUUGGUUCCUCAAAUUGAGAAGUCAUCUUGAGAAUUUUAGCAACCACAAUACAACAUUGGAGAUACGCAUUAAGGAAAGUGCAUGUCAUCCCAGUAGCAAGCCAAGUGGACGAGCUCCAACACAGCCGCUACAUUAUAUCAAACACAUAUUGGUAGACAUGAACAAACUCGAAUAUCAAGAGGAACAUUUGAUGAGAUAUAUUAUUGAUAACUUACUUUGGAUGUCUCAUCCAAACACAUUGACUCUAUCAAUACCCACUAGUUUUUGUCCAACUGCACUUGGAGUAAUGAAGAAGUUGUAUGGUAGAAGGAAUCGCAAUUGUUGCUCAGGUACUCAUGACAAGUGUUGGCGCCAUUUCUUAAAACAUUUUGAGGUUAUAGAAGAAGAAGAACAUCCCGAUGCACCAAGUUCUCUCUCUGCCCAUCCAAGGAAGGUUAAACAAGAUAGUGAUGAAAAGGUGGACAAGUUGACAAAGUUCAUUUUCAUAUUUUUUUGGAAAUUCAAUAGUUAG
Molecule: messenger RNA, 1668 nt
Organism: Solanum stenotomum
Lineage: Eukaryota; Viridiplantae; Streptophyta; Magnoliopsida; Solanales; Solanaceae
Exons: 3
Coding region: 1-1668 (555 amino acids)
Molecular function (GO): protein binding
Source: RefSeq, a predicted model, not a curated record